AUCUUCUGUUUCGACGAAUUAAUUCACUCUGAGAUGACAUUGCUGGUGAAAAAAAUCGUUGCAAAAAUCCGGAAGAGUGUUUUUCUGAGCCCGGAUUUAGGAAGAGAAAGAAAAUAUGGAACGAUGCGGUGGAAAUGUGGAAUAUUAUUUCCACCUGCUCGGUGCAUCUGUCAGUAGGGUCAAAUCCAUACAAGAGUUUACUGCGGACUAUUAAUGUCGGAGAUAAGGACUGCCAGUUUUAUGAUAUUUCUACUUUAGGUGAAACAUAUGAUAAAUUACCUUAUUCGGUGAGAGUGCUGUUAGAGAGUGCUGUACGGAAUUGCGAUGAAUUCCAAGUGAAGUCAAGCGACGUGGAGAAGCUUUUAAACUGGGAGAAAAAUCAAGAGGUGGAAGAUGGCGUCGAGGUGGCUUUCAAACCUGCGAGAGUGCUCCUUCAGGACUUUACUGGAGUGCCAGCGGUUGUUGAUUUUGCGGCCAUGAGGGACGCUGUCAAAAAGUUAGGUGGAAACCCUGACAAGAUCAAUCCAAUAUGUCCAUCCGAUUUGGUCAUCGAUCAUUCCAUUCAAGUUGACUUUAGUCGAAGUUCCGAUGCGAUGAAAAAGAAUGAAGAUCUCGAAUUCGAGAGGAAUAGGGAACGAUUUAUGUUCUUAAAGUGGGGUGCUAAGGCUUUUGAAAACAUGUUGAUCGUUCCACCUGGUAGUGGCAUCGUGCAUCAAGUCAACUUGGAAUACUUGGCGAGAGUGGUAUUCGAUAACAAUCUUCUGUAUCCUGACAGUGUAGUGGGAACGGAUUCGCAUACUACGAUGAUUAACGGUCUCGGAGUUCUUGGCUGGGGUGUCGGAGGCAUCGAAGCUGAGGCUGUUAUGCUCGGUCAAGCAAUUUCUAUGUUGAUACCAAAAGUUGUGGGAUACAAACUGGAAGGUUCUCUAAGCCAGUACGCUACAUCGACUGAUCUUGUUCUUACGAUUACUAAGAACCUUCGCCAACUAGGAGUAGUCGGCAAGUUUGUCGAAUUCUUCGGACCUGGAGUUGGUGAACUGAGCAUUGCCGAUAGAGCAACUAUUUCUAACAUGUGUCCGGAAUAUGGAGCCACCGUUGGUUUCUUCCCUGUUGACAAUCAAAGCUUGGUGUACUUGAAACAAACAGGACGUUCCAAGGAACACAUCGAGAGGAUCGAGAAGUACUUGAAGGCAGUGAAGAUGUUCCGAAACUACAGAGACGACAGUCAGAAUCCUGUGUUCUCGGAGGUAGUUACCCUGGAUUUAGCAACCGUCGUCUCCAGUGUUAGCGGUCCCAAAAGGCCUCACGAUCGUGUCCCUGUCAGUGACAUGAAGAACGACUUCAAGUCCUGCCUGUCUAGCAAGGUCGGCUUCAAAGGAUUUGGCUUGAGUCCUUCCAAAUUGGACACCGAGGCUAAUUUCCUGUAUGAGGGGAAGGAGUACACCCUUAGACACGGAUCGGUCGUUAUUGCUGCCAUUACAAGUUGUACUAACACCAGCAAUCCCAGUGUCAUGCUUGGGGCAGGUCUGUUGGCGAAGAAAGCAGUAGAUGCUGGUCUUACUGUGGCUCCUUACAUAAAGACAUCAAUGUCACCUGGAUCGGGCGUCGUUACUUAUUAUUUAGGUGCCAGUGGGGUCGUACCAGCACUCACGAAAUUGGGAUUCGACAUUGUCGGUUAUGGCUGUAUGACUUGUAUUGGAAACAGCGGGCCUCUCGAUGAUCCUAUCAUUGACGCGAUAGAGAAGAAUGGACUUGUUUGCUGCGGAGUGCUCUCUGGGAAUCGAAACUUCGAGGGCAGGAUUCAUCCCAACACCAGGGCCAAUUAUUUGGCAUCGCCUCUUCUUGUGAUCGCUUAUGCCAUCGCAGGGACUGUCGACAUAGAUUUUGAGAAAGAUCCUCUAGGUUUAUCCUUGGACGGAAAGAAAGUCUUCCUGCGAGAUAUCUGGCCAACCAGGGCGGAGAUUCACGCGGUGGAGCAGAAGCACGUCAUCCCCAUGAUGUUCAAGGAAGUUUAUGGAAAAAUCGAAAAGGGAAGCAACAACUGGGCCAACCUGUUCGCUCCGGAAGGGAAAUUAUAUCCCUGGGACCCUGCGUCGACUUACAUAAAAAAUCCUCCGUACUUUCAGGACAUUCAGAAGGAACUUCCGCCGAUCGCUCCGAUAAGAAAGGCUCGAGUUUUAUUGAGUCUCGGCGAUUCCGUGACAACGGAUCAUAUCAGUCCAGCUGGAAGUAUAGCUCGGAAUUCACCUGCUGCGAGAUAUCUUGCUAGUCGCGGGCUUACGCCAAAGGAAUUUAACUCCUACGGUUCGAGAAGAGGUCACGAUGCAGUUAUGGCGAGGGGAACCUUUGCAAACAUUCGAUUGUUAAACAAAUUAAUCGACAAGGCAGGUCCUAGGACGAUUCACAUUCCUACAAACGAAGAGAUGGAUGUCUUCGAUGCUGCGGAGAAGUAUGGAAAGGAGAAGACACCGUUGAUCAUCCUCGUUGGCAAGGACUACGGAGCUGGCUCUUCGAGGGACUGGGCUGCGAAAGGACCCUACCUCCUGGGAAUUCGAGCAGUCAUUGCUGAAUCUUACGAGCGAAUACAUAGGUCGAACCUCGUGGGCAUGGGCAUCAUUCCUCUGCAGUACCUCUCAGGACAGAAUGCAGAAACCCUGGGCCUCACAGGGUACGAAAUUUUCGACAUUGCCAUUCCUGAGAACUUCCAACCCGGCCAAAAGAUCACAGUGACGACCGACGACGGGAAAAGCUUCGAAGUCCUCGUGCGAUUCGAUACGGAAGUCGACCUGGUGUAUUUCAAAAAUGGCGGCAUUCUUAACUACAUGAUCAGAGCCAUGAUAUGAUGGGAAAGGGUAAUUUAAAUAGGGACUCGAUAAGCGAGGGAAAUGUGCAAUCCACAGGGAUCGGUGUACUUAAUUUAGGGAAAUUGCGUCCACAUGUACAGUGAAGGACAUGAGCGCCUUCCCAGCAGAUAUGGUAUCGCAUGAGAAGACAUUUAUGCCCUCCACUGUACAGUGACAUGUACAGUAAAGGGAUAUAAACGUCGCCAGGGUGAUGAGAAGGCAUUUAUGAUCGCCACUGUACAGUGGCAUGUACAGUGGGAGGCAUUAACGGCUUCUCAUAAAAAAAAACCGACAGUUUCGCGCCAAAUACAUUUACACGUCGUGUUCUAUCGACGCCAUAUCCAAAGAGAAGGCAUUCUCGUCCACCGUUGUCCACCGAAUGUCGCGUGUUAACAAAGAGAGAAAGAAAAAGAGAAACUUCGCCUAAUCUUCGUUGCCUGCUGAAAUUCUACAUUACCUAACGACGUAGUUAAAACCGUACUUAAGGUUAAGUACAAUUGGUAAUUGUUAAUCGUGGACUUCUUGUAAUUUCGAGGUCGUUUUUUGUACUUUAAUGCGGAGUUGUCCUUUUGUAUUAUUAUUGUAAUGGUCUACGGAUGUACUUGGUGUGUACAUGGUAAAUCGUUGACGGUUAA
Messenger RNA from Orussus abietinus, 3478 nucleotides. RefSeq names its product cytoplasmic aconitate hydratase. NCBI's taxonomy places the organism in Eukaryota, Metazoa, Arthropoda, Insecta, Hymenoptera, Orussidae. Gene Ontology annotation, molecular function: aconitate hydratase activity; 4 iron, 4 sulfur cluster binding. The record is from RefSeq and is a predicted model, not a curated record. The transcript is spliced from 15 exons. Gene Ontology annotation, cellular component: mitochondrion; cytosol. The coding region runs from base 135 to 2843 and encodes 902 amino acids. Gene Ontology annotation, biological process: tricarboxylic acid cycle; citrate metabolic process.